This is a messenger RNA of Magallana angulata, 4554 nucleotides long. Its product is annotated as toll-like receptor 4. The coding region runs from base 323 to 2929 and encodes 868 amino acids. Gene Ontology annotation, cellular component: membrane. The record is from RefSeq and is a predicted model, not a curated record. Lineage: Eukaryota; Metazoa; Mollusca; Bivalvia; Ostreida; Ostreidae. The transcript has 4 exons. Gene Ontology annotation, molecular function: transmembrane signaling receptor activity; protein binding. Gene Ontology annotation, biological process: immune response; toll-like receptor signaling pathway.
CAUAUUACAUGAUGAAUCAAGUCAAAAACUUGUUUGUUGAGUGAUCUCUUCAAGAGGGAAGAAAUAAAGUCCAGACAAGAGAGGUGAUGUUACGAAUUAUCAAGUCACCGUGUGUUUGUUGGGCUAUCUCUUCAAGAAGGAAGAGAAGAUAUGGAAUGCUGUCAAACAAUAUCCUGAAAAGUAGUAAAGAUAUUAAAAACGGUGCAACAACAUCAUAUGAAGCAGACAGCUGGAUCUAGUUAAAGACUGAAGAUUGGUCAACAAAGACAUUUCACGGAAAAAGACAAAACUUGGACAGAAAUGUAUUAAGGAUUGAGUGAAAAUGGAACAUCCAAUUCAUUGUCUUAUAAUUUUUCUAUGCACUAAUGCGUGCUUGCUUGGACUAUCUUUAUACAACGAAGAAAAGUGUAGCUGUUUUCCAAUGAACAAUUUUCGACAGCUUUAUCAUAUGGACUGUUUUGGAAAGGGACUGACCAAAAUUCCUUCUAGUUUCACCAAUAUAGCAGUAUAUAGUAUUGAUUUAUCCCAUAACAAAUUACAAACGGUUAUGAUUACCAAAAACUAUACCAGAACUUUAAAAGAAUUGAAUCUAUCUUACAAUGAAUUAGAAACCCUGUCUAAUAGCUCUUUUAAAUGGAUUCCCUACCUCAAAGUAUUGAAUUUGUCAAAUAAUAAUCUAAAUUUCUCCAAAAUCAGUCUUCCAGAUCUUGUAUUCCAAUAUCUAAGUAACUUAGAAGUUCUAGACUUGUCUUUUAAUGGAGUGAAGGGCCCAACUCAUUAUAAUCCAGAAAUAUUCAAAUACACUACAUCUCUACGAAUUUUAAUCAUUGACGGCCUGCAAGAAGGCAAUUUCAGUUUUACCACAAAUGACAAAAGGUUUUCCCCAUCACAUGAUUUACAUCAUGAUACAUAUAUAGAGCUAACUAAGCUGACAAAACUUAUAGUGUCCGGACGAAGAAAUCGCACGAAGUGCUCGAUCAAAAUCCUGUCUGAGGGUUUUUUCAAGAGUGUUUCUCAUCUGCAAUAUUUAGACAUGUCUGGUUGCGCAAUUCGAUCAGUCGAUAAAGAAAGCUUGUCACUAUUAUCAAAUCUACAAUAUUUAGAUUUAUCCUAUAACGAACUACUUUCUUUUAUAUUACUACGAAAUAUUUCACUACCCAAAAGCAUGAAAACGCUAAAACUGGAUAAAAUCCACUGCACGUUUGGAAUAGGAACGUAUCUUACACAUGAUAUGGUCAAGAUAUUCCUGAAUAGUUCCAUAGAGUUUAUUUCUCUUCGCAGCAAUAGACUCGAGAUGUCCAUAGAGAAUGCAUCUUCUUAUUUACCCCCAAAUCUGACCUAUUUAGAUCUAGCAGACAAUAAACUAGCAUUCGGAAGGUAUAUUCUUUCCGUGAAAGGCAUGAAGAGUCUAAAAUUUCUGGACCUUCAGGAACAACAUUCGACACAUUUUACCGGAAGAAGUAAAGAUUUCAUGGAAUGUUACAACUCCGAUGAGUGUUCCUCAACGCCCCCGGGUCGAUUCUACUCCGAGUCUACUCAGGCAUUAUCAAAGUAUAAUUCUCAAGGUUAUAGAUUUUACGCACCUCCUCUGUUAGAGACUUUGGAUUACUCUAGUUCUUAUCUUAAUUCGGAGAUAGGUAAAAUUACCUUGGAUCCAAAUAACAGUGUGAAAAAAAUAAAUCUCAGUCAUAACUUUUUUCAAAUUCUUAGAGGACCAGUAUACGGACUCUACAAAAUUGAAACCGUUGAUUUUUCUCAUAAUUUUAUAUCUAAUUUAUCGACAGUUUUCUUUGAAUAUGGUACCACCUUGAAAUACCUUAACUUCAGCAGUAACUUGUUAGGAAAUUGCAUGAGCAAACCAAACUCGGCUUACUUCAAAAAUCUUUAUAAUUUAAUGUCACUGGAUCUCUCCUCGAAUGUUAUCCGCUUUGCAGCUCCUGGCAUAUUUGAAGGCCUUAAAUCAUUGGAAAUAUUAAAUCUUAGUUACAAUUUACUGAGAGAUUUUUCAAUACAUUUAAACCAGAUGCCUUCAUUAACUACCUUAGAUCUUUCUUUUAAUGAACUCUUGCCAUUUUCGGAUUCUACCAUAAAGAUCUUUGAAUCGAGACAACAGAAACAUCAAAUGAAUGUUAUACUGACAGGAAACGAAAUUCCAUGCACUUGUGACUCAUUAAAUUUUCUUCAAUGGAUGUUACGAUGCAGAGAGCAAAUUACUAUAAAUUAUUCAGAUAUUUGUCAGAAUAUGCAUCGAGUUAUUAAAAAUAGCAGCGACUUAGAAAUGAUCAGCAAGACACUAGGAAAGAAGUGCGAUGAUUACGAAGAAAUCAUUGGUGUGGUAUCUGGACUUUUUGUUGUUUUCUUUGCGUUUAUUAUUGUUGGAAUUAUUCAUCGCUACCGGUGGAAACUUCGAUAUUUCUACUACAUGUCAAAAUGGAGCACUACCACGUCACACAAAUCCUAUGGCAGAGUAUUUGACUAUGACGCUUUUGUUUCAUAUGCCGAUGAGGAGAAGGAUUUUGUCAUACAGGAAAUGACGUCAGAAUUAGAGGAAGUGUCAGACUUGAAACUGUGUCUCCAUGAGCGAGAUUUUACACCUGGCAAAUCAAUCGGCGAGAACAUAACCAAGGCAAUAUGUAACAGCAGAAAGGUUUUGUGUGUUGUAACGGAGAACUUUUUGUGCUCUCAGUGGUGUAUGUAUGAACUAGAGAUGGCCCUCACAGACAAUAGGUACUCCAGAGACGAUCAAUCGGUUUUUCUUAUCAUGUACGGAGGAUUGCCGACUGAUAGCUGUAAAAUUCGUUCAUCGAUCCGACUUAUGUCUUUAGUGAAGGAGAACGCCUAUCUGGAAUACCCUAAUGAUGAGAACAAUAGAGCAGAAUUCUGGAAUUCACUAAGACUAAUAGUGAGAGAAGCCGCUAAAGCUGAUUAACAAAACGAACAGAAUAAAAAUCCAAUAAAAUAUCACGGUGAUAUGUGCAAUAGUCAAAAACACUGUUGACUUUUUUUGGAAGAGUUAAAUGAUAUGUCUAAAGUAUUGCCUGAUUUUUCCUGUCCUUAAAUUAGUCGUUUAGAAUGACAACUGUUUGUAAAUUGCAAUCUAUUGUUUUUUGCACCUGCAUCUUGAAGAUGCUCUGUUAUUAUUUUUAGAAAUAUUAUUUUUUUUCAUAAUUUUGAAAUAUAUUUCAACGUAUUAACAUUUACGCAUGUGGUCAGUAUGACAUUUAUCCAGAUAAACUAUAUAUCACGUUUUGUCUUGCAUUUAAUAGAAUACAAUUAAUGAUUCAACAACCGAUUUCUUUCCUGAACAUUGCCUUCAAUUCAGUACUUCCAUGGCACUGGGAACCAUUCAAGUUAAACGAUUCCUCAAUUUAAAGAAAUAAUCUACAGUGACAAAAAAAUAAACACUACAAUGAAGCUCAAAAUUAUGCGAGAAUAAAAUAUUAAAGAUUAAAAAAACAACAAAGUAGCCAUCGAGGCAAAAACUAGUCAAGUAAUUUUGAAAUUGUCUUGUUGCAUAUUAUAUUACCAUGAUUAAAUACUUCCUCUUUUUGUUGUAAAUAUCAUUUUAAUAUUAAUGUGAUAAUUCUACAAUUUGUAUGAAGAGAAUUCAUUCUAAUCAUUCUAAUAUUCAUAUAAAAAUUGUACUAUUUGAGGUUGAUAAUGAGAAAUUUGGAAAUGAGGAUUCAUCAACAUUGAUAUAUAUUGCUUUCCUGCAAUGUAUGUAUUUGUCAAAUAAAUGUUUGGUUUAAUAAUUAUUGGUGCUUAUUAUUUUGAUACGAUUACGUUUUGAUUUUAAACAGUCUUCAUUCACUAAUUCAACAGUCAAUUUCAUCUUGGCAUAUAAGGUGGUGGAUGCGUUGAUUUACACGUCGAUAUGGAGAUGUAUCUACCAUUAACUCCGUCGAUAUUAGCAGAAGAUUCUCGAUGGAGUAUAUAAAAAGAUGUGAAAUGGGUGAUAAAUGAAAUAAUGAAAUUCAUAACUAAUUAUUUUGUAUUGGAUGAAAGGUAAAGUGAGCGUGACUCCUCUGAUUCAUUUCAUUGUAGAACAUUAUUGUGAAGAUUUUUCUGGAAUAAACUGCAUUCAUUGACUAGAACAUUUUUCAUCCUUCAAGGCCGCACUUCUCCAAGAACGGUUUUAGUCGAAGCUUGUAAAACUUAAUACGACCAUUUAGUUUAACUUUGAUCUGCUUUCAGCUUUGGCCAUCCAAAAGUUGCCGAUCGAUUUCAGGAUAUUGUGGGUCUUUACAAAUUAAGAAUAAACGUCAGUUAAGUUUGUCAAUAAUCAGAAAAUUUACGAUGUAGCUAGCAUAGAUUUUACGGUAAAAAGUCGCCCAAACGUAAACUGUAAUUAUAUGGAAACUUUUUAAAAAUCACACUGGCUUUCACAGAAGAACACAAAUGUAGCGCAGUGAAAGCAAUUAGUUUCCGUACAGAAGUAAUGGAAAAUGGCAAUAAAGAAAAUAAGCUUGCAUUAGAUGACCUCUUAAGGACGUAGACAAUCUAGGUCUCUACAGGUUACUAUUUGGCUUCAUUUCUUCCUUUGGUCUAAAAGAU